Panicum virgatum (switchgrass) is the source of this 696-nucleotide messenger RNA. Its product is annotated as E3 ubiquitin ligase BIG BROTHER-related-like. The transcript has a single exon. Gene Ontology annotation, molecular function: ubiquitin protein ligase activity. Gene Ontology annotation, biological process: ubiquitin-dependent protein catabolic process. Bases 1 to 696 code for a protein of 231 amino acids. Lineage: Eukaryota; Viridiplantae; Streptophyta; Magnoliopsida; Poales; Poaceae. The record is from RefSeq and is a predicted model, not a curated record.
AUGGCCUACGACGCGAUCAUGGAACGCUCCUUGGCCGCCGCCAUCGAGAGCAGCGUGGCCGCCACCGCCGGCACCCUAAUCUGGUUGAUCCCGCCCCAACACCACCACCGCUCGUUCCAAGAACAGGAACCAGCAACUGCUGCUGCUGCCCGGCUUCUUCCUGACGAUGACGAUGACGACGACGAGGAGCACAUCGACAUCGCCGGCGGCGACGUCGUGGCCAGCCUGCUCGACGAGAUUAGCCCCCGUGACUCCGACCUCGACGAGCGGAUCCUCGAGUGCCCGGUGACGCAGCGGCUGGUGCUUCUGGCCAUGGCGAGCUUGCAGCAGGAGGUCGAUGUCGACGCGCAGAUCAGUAGCCUGCUCCUCGAAGCAGCAGAAGCGUACCGCGACGGCGGGUUCGGCGCGGUCCCCGCGGAUGCCGCUGCGGUGGCCAGCCUGGGGAAGCAAACGUUUCGCGCUGCCGGUGCCGGAGGAGACGGCGGCUCGGGAGAUCGUCAGAGCUGCUGCGGCGGCGGCGUCGCAUGUACCUGCUGCAGCGUAUGCUUGGAGGACUUCGAGGACGGCGACGAGAUGAGCGUGAUGCCGUGCUCGGGCGGGCACGGGUUCCACACCAACUGCAUCGCCGAGUGGCUGGGGCGCUACAGCAACAUGUGCCCUCUCUGCCGCCAUGCGCUGCCCACAGGCGGCUCGUAG